AUGGAGGUAUCGCUGCAGCGUCCCGCUUUGGUCCUCGGCACCGCAGAUGAGGACCUGGAGCCUUGUGACGCUGGCGUGCCGGCGCAGAGCACCGUCCAGGCUUUGGUCCUCGGCACUGCAGAUGAGGACCUGCAACCUUCACAGCUGACGCAGUCCCAAGGCGUAGGGCUUGUGGAGUCAGAUGAGCGCCUGCGGUUUGCCUUUCGGCCCUCGCGAGAGACAGCAGACAGACGGUCUGAUCCAGCCCAGUUGAUCCUGAGCAAGCUUCAGGAAUGCGCCAGUGAUGUAGGAAGCUGUACCAGGCGACGUUCGCAAUGCUUGAGCGCGCCACGGAGUACGUUGGUGGAGGUUGGCGACGACUCCGCGUUCGACAUCAACCUCCUGGCUCCGGUGCCGAUCAUCACAGCGGUGCAGACCAUGUGCAAGGCACAGGGCUGGUGCGCCGAGGCAGCCCUGCAAGGCCUCUUUACUGUCACCGGCUGGCUGGAGCACGUGGACACCAGGAUCCAGAUCUCGGAGGGUGAGGAGCAUGCCAGAACACCCACCUUGGCAGCGUUCUUCGGUUCGCGGGCAAGCAACCGCAAGAGCUCCAUGCAUAAGUGGCUACUUCAAGAGCUGCUCGACAUCGACACGCUGCCGCACGGCGUCAAGGGCUCGGCGGCAAUCGCUACCGACGCGACCAUGAAAGGUCACCGCAACAACCUGUACAAUUACAGACGCUCAGGCCUCUCUUCGACGGAGCUGAGCGAGACCUACAAGACGUCGUGGACCGACCCAUCCAUCCCGCAAGCCAAGCUGGCGGCCAAGUCUCUCAUCAACAAGUUCGUGCACUCAGAGCGCGAUGCCUCCCUCACCGGAGCAACGGUGGACGACAACCCCCACUAUAGCUUCUAUCAUUGGAUCAUCGGACACGUUCAGCCGUUAUCGGAGGUUCUGUCUUUGAGGAAGGGGGCCGAAGUCGGCUUCCCGAAACGUUUCCACAUCGUCGUGAAGGGCAUGAAGCCGGCCACGAUACCGGAGCAGGAGUGUCUAGAGUCCAAGCAGUUCCUUGCCGACUUCAUGGCCGAGAGAGCCACGCAGGGGGAUGAGCCCAACAAAGGCGCCACGGUCACGUGCGAUGAGUUCGCUGCCGGCUGGCUCAGGCUCAUCCAGCAAUGCGUUGACGACUUCGCAGAGUCGGUGAGCCUGCCGGAGACGUGGUCCCAGAAAUUGGACUAUGCGCAUCAAGCCGCGUGCCCCCCUGAAAACGAGGGCCAUCAGCUUCUCAGGUCCCUUCGGCUCCGCGCCGGGCUUGGCUUCGAGGAGAAGGCCAUCGGCGACAUCCAGUACGGCAUCCACUCCUGGAGCCGCCAGCUGGAGUUCUACUCCGGCCUGGUGGUUGCUGCUGACAAGGCCGGGGCUGAAGCUACGUCUACUGGGCCCGCCCAAGGUCAAGAUGCUUCUCACCUCUGCAUGAAGUGGGUCUUGCAGAGCACUCCAAGCACAACUGAGGUGCAGAGCACGAAGGAUGUCAGGAAAAAGCUCAAGGGUCGUCUGCAGGCUUUGUGUGAUCGUGGAGCCAAGGGAGACCGCAAGAAGAAGGUCAACGGUCCCGCCAACACCUUGCUACAAGCUGUUCGAGACCUUGCCUCGCAUUCCCUUCUGGACAUUGUCCCAGGGCAAGGCGGUGGUCAUGCGACAUUGACCUUUCGUAAGAGGAAGUGGUCGGACAUCACAGAUUGCCAGGACUCCAGAGACAUGUGCAAGUCCUUGCGCGUUGGUAGUGAGCUCUUCCCGUAGCAAGGCUGCCAGGCAAUCGGGCGCCGGAGCUGUUAGGCCCUCUUGCUUCCUGAUUGACGUUUGUUGCCGCGGAGCAGUUUGGGUUAGUUGACAGUUUGACUUACUGCUGCAGGAUGUCUUCUGACCGUGUCGCAGGCGCGUGGCGUUGCAAACAGUGACCAAAGCUCCAAGUCAAAGUUCUGCACAAGCGGGAAGUUGUUUGGGGUAACUGUUAGCUGCUCGUCAGACAGGUUGCGAAGACCUAGCGUGCUUGGUGCUUUCGCCGAGCUGUUAGGCUCUCUUGCUUCCUGGUUGACGUUUGUUGCCAUGGGUAUCGUUUGUUGGCUUCUUUGGAUAUUGCCACAAGACGUCUAACAUCACCGGAUCAGAUUCUGGGGGCUUAGAUCCUGCAG
Messenger RNA from Effrenium voratum, 2171 nucleotides. The record is from the annotation of a GenBank genome assembly. Lineage: Eukaryota; Dinophyceae; Suessiales; Symbiodiniaceae.